This is a messenger RNA of Echinostoma caproni, 582 nucleotides long. The record is from the annotation of a GenBank genome assembly. NCBI's taxonomy places the organism in Eukaryota, Metazoa, Platyhelminthes, Trematoda, Plagiorchiida, Echinostomatidae.
UAUAAGGAGAAACCGAUCAAUCGCAGAGGUGGACGCACACUCGAGGGCAUACCACCGAAGGAAUUAUGGACGCGUGAUUGGCCUGUGGCCACUAUCAGUCCUGUGCAACCUGACCUGACCUGCAAGCUGACCUUCAAGGUCGAUAAAGUUACCAGUCUGGCAAAUCCCCUGGCAUGCAAAUUAGAAGAAUGGCGUCGUACCUUAACUCAACUCGAGAAGGACCGAACACGCCAGACUAAGCGUGCUCGCGCCGAACUCAAACGCGCUGUUUCGGAAGCCAGCCGCUGGCAAAAGAAGGCUGCCAAAUGUGGUACUUCAACCGCAAACCUGGCUCCCGGCGUUGGACAUGGCAUUUUGCCGAGUUCUGCUGCGGUUGGCUCUAAGGCUGGCGUAGUGGCUGCACAGGCUGCCAAUGCAGCACGUGAAGUACAGUGUAAAACCGAACAGGUCGAAGCCGCUGAGAAAUCGGCCGUGCGUUCUCUAAUGCUUGAGGAACGUGGACGAUUUUGUUUUUUCCUAUCCUGCUUACUACCAGUAUUGGUAAGUGACUCACCCAAUGGAUAUCCAGUGGUGUCGUGCUAA